Messenger RNA from Daucus carota subsp. sativus, 1705 nucleotides. Its product is annotated as alpha-L-fucosidase 1. The transcript is spliced from 3 exons. Gene Ontology annotation, cellular component: lysosome. Bases 51 to 1496 code for a protein of 481 amino acids. Lineage: Eukaryota; Viridiplantae; Streptophyta; Magnoliopsida; Apiales; Apiaceae. Gene Ontology annotation, molecular function: alpha-L-fucosidase activity. Gene Ontology annotation, biological process: fucose metabolic process; glycoside catabolic process. The record is from RefSeq and is a predicted model, not a curated record.
UUUCUCAUUGUUGCUCUAACACAUCCAAAAACCAUAAGCCAGCUAGCUUCAUGGCCAGGCUUAACCAUCUCGUGACAUUACUAUUCCUCACCUUGAAAUUUGCAUUCCUCAAUGCAAAAUCAGUAACGCCACCCCCAUUGCCUGUUCUUCCACUCCCUUCCUAUUCCCAACUCAAAUGGCAACAAAGAGAACUGAUCAUGUUCCUUCAUUUCGGUGUAAAUACAUUUUCUGACUCCGAAUGGGGAACGGGGAGAGAAAAUCCUUCGAUUUUUUAUCCGACCGCUCUCGAUGCCAACCAAUGGGUUGAUGCCGCGGUCCAUGGGGGUGUUUCGCUCAUGAUCCUCACCGCGAAACACCACGAUGGAUUUUGUUUGUGGCCUUCCAAAUAUACUGACCAUUCUGUCAUACAAAGUCCGUGGAAAAAUGGUCGUGGUGAUGUUGUUAACGAGCUUGUCAAUGCGGCAAAGCAACGGGGGGUGGACGUGGGGUUAUAUUUGUCGCCGUGGGAUCGUCAUGAUCGACGAUAUGGGCGUAAUCUGCAGUACAAUGAGUACUAUCUGGCUCAGUUGCAGGAACUACUUAACAAAUACGGGGAUGUGAAGGAGAUAUGGUUCGAUGGAGCAAAAGGUAAAAAUGCACCAAACAUGUCAUAUUAUUUUAGUGAUUGGUUUUCGAUGGUGAAGGAAUUGCAGAGUACAAUCAACAUAUUCUCUGACGCUGGGCCGGACGUCAGAUGGGUCGGAAAUGAAAAAGGCUUUGCCGGGAGUACAUGCUGGUCCACUAUUAAUCGCACUUCUUUAUCAAUUGGAAAUGAGAGCCUAGUUGGCUAUCUCAACACUGGUGAUCCCAGAGGAACUGACUGGCUGCCAGCCGAAUGUGAUGUAUCGAUCAGGCCAGGAUGGUUUUGGCACAAAUCUGAAAAACCCAAGAAGCUAACCCAGCUACUUGAGAUCUACUACAAUUCUGUUGGGAGAAAUUGCUUGUUAUUACUUAAUGUGCCUCCCAACAAAACAGGAUUAAUAUCAGAUGCUGACGUUCAACGCCUCAAAGAAUUUAAAUCUGCUAUUGACAGAAUUUUUUCCACCAAUCUAGCUAAAAAUUCUUUGGUUAAAGUAAGUAGCCAAAGGGGUGGUCCUGAUAGCGAUUUCGGGCCUGAACAGGUGCUAGACAGUGACCAUUUAUGGACUUACUGGGCACCAAGUGAGGAUCACAGUCAUCACUGGAUUGAGCUUACAGCAAAGGGAAAACUACUGAAAUUUAACGUGAUCAGGAUCCAAGAGGCGAUCGGGCUUGGCCAAAGAAUCAGAACGCACAAAAUCUAUGUCGACGGAAAAUUAGUUGCCAAAGGUACUACAGUAGGGUACAAGAAGCUGCACAGGCUGGAGAAGGGAGUAAUUGAGGGGUAUAGAGUGAAAAUCAGGAUUAUGAAGUCCAGGGGAAUUCCUCUGAUAUCUUCAGUAGGCCUGCAUUUUGAUCCCUUUUGGAAUCCAAACUAGAGUAAGAAUCAGCGUAAUCAUGAGGUCAUAAUAAAAAAAAAUUGGACAAUAGAAUAAUUGGUCCCAUUUCUAGCCAGUGCACAUGAUUCAGGACCAUUAUCAUGUCAGCUUUUCAAGUUAUAUGUCUCAGAGUUUGUGCUUUAUAUAUGUCCUAUAUCAUCAAUUUUAGCAACUGCUCUGUCAAGAUAUAAGUUGCCUGAUUUUCGUCC